AGCGACCAGUCUGUGAAUGACUGAAACGUUCUGUGUGCUUUUUCCUCCUGUCAAACAGGACUUUCAACGUGUCGUGGACCAAUUGAAGCCAUGCCAACGGGAGGUGGUGCAUGCCAAAAUAAAUGGUGUUGAGUACAGGAGCAAAGAGGCCACUCUCCAUGCUGCCAAGCAAUCUACCGAGGAGUCUUUCGCAUGUAUCAAGAAAAUUCUCGCAGCUCAGAAGAACAAUCACGACUUAAGAUUGGUGUUGCUGCGGCUACAGCGAGACCAUCAACUUGAGCUCACACAACUCAAGAAAAAGCUCAAGUUCCCGGAGAGAGAGAGGAAGAUGAUGCUGGUGAAGGCCGAAAUAAAAGAGGCGGGAAAAAUGGAAGAAGUGGCCGCAAAGUAUAAGACUCUGCAUGAUGAAAGACAGGAAUUGAGGAUAAUCCUUGAACAUGAGCUCAUCACUGCAGAAAUGAUGGGUGGGCGAUCCACGCACCUGGUAUUGUUUCGGCGUCGAUCCCGGCGCGCCCCGCCUCGCCGCCGGCCACGCCUCCUCCUGCCUUGCUGUCGGUCUGCCGGCCACGCCUCCCCACAGUCAUACUUUGAGGUUUUUAAACGACUGAUAAAGUUCGAAGAGGUCCUUGAUGGUUAUCAAAAGAACGAAGAGACGCUGAAAGCUCGUGCUCAGGAUUAUUUGGAGAGAGCCAAAAAGGAAGUACAGCGUUACCACACCCUCAAAGCUAAUGCUGACGAGAAAAUCAACCAACGUUGCCCCUGACAACCAAAGUGCCCAAUCGGACGGCACCUGAAAUCAGACGUACCUGUGGAGCAUUAGGACUGCACACAUUUAAAAGGGAAGGAUCGACAGGCUUCAACGGAGAGAGCGACCGAGAGAGAGCGACAGGAGAGCGACCGGAGAGUAUCGACAGGCUUUGCCAAGAGUGUCCGGGUGGACGCCCGCAGGCUGGGAAGGACUCCAGGACUACACUGCAGACCCCGCAGGCUACCGGAGUGAACCCCAAGAAGCCCACAACACGCAGGGGCAGAGAAAACUCUGCCUCUGAAGUACCGGAGCGGUCGGGACCCAAAGACCCGCAGUGACUCCCGGGAGCGACCAAGAGGCGGAGCGAGACGGACAAGUACGGCCACGUAGGUCCCACCGGAGACUGGUGAGGAGAGUGGGCGUACCCCAUACUUCUACGCAGAACUACAGCAGAGGCAGGGGAAACCCUGCCUUGCGUGAGGACGCCGUGGAAGUGGGUGGAGCCAGGACACUGACCCACUACGCCUGUCGUGACUGUACCCUAAUUUGAAUUAUAAUCAAUUGUGAACAAGCAUAAUUAUCUUUCCUUAUUUUGGACGGCUGCUCUCACUACAUUGGGUUCUUAAUAUUUAUAUUGCUAAAUAUAUGCUAAAAACUAUAUUAUAUUGCUAAUAUAUUUGAAAAACUACAAACCCCGUUUCCAUAUGAGUUGGGAAAUUGUGUUAGAUGUAAAUAUAAACGGAAUACAAUGAUUUGCAAAUCCUUUUCAACCCAUAUUCAAUUGAAUGCACUACAAAGACAAGAUAUUUGAUGUUCAAUCUCAUAAACUCAAAUAAUAAUUAACUUAGAAUUUCAUGCCUGCAACACGUGCCAAAGUAGUUGGGAAAGGGCAUGUUCACCACUGUGUUACUGUCAAGUCUGUGUGAUCCUGUUUUGUUUUAGUCAUUUUUGUUUUGUUUAGUUAUUGGACUCUUUAGUUUCUGUUUACGCUCCAUUGUUUUUGUUUCCAUGACCCAUUAGUUUUCACCUGUCCUCAUGUCACGCACCUGUCUCACGCUUUGCACUGGCGCACCUGUCACUAAUCAUGUCACUGCUAUUUAAGCCUGUCUGUUUCUGUUGAUCGUCCUGGUGACAUUAUCCAUACUACCUCUGCUACCCAUGAUAUUCCUGUUUAUUAUAGUUCAUGCCGUGCCACAGUAAGCGUUUUUGUUUCAUGUUCAUAGUUAAUUGCCUUUGUGCUAGUCUUUUGGUUUCAUUAGUCAAGUUUGUUCUCCGCCAUUGUGCGCGCCUUUUGUUUGCUUCCUUUUUUGUAGUUUGUUAGUGUUUAAAUAAAU
Entelurus aequoreus (snake pipefish) is the source of this 2082-nucleotide messenger RNA. Its product is annotated as transforming acidic coiled-coil-containing protein 2-like. Lineage: Eukaryota; Metazoa; Chordata; Actinopteri; Syngnathiformes; Syngnathidae. Gene Ontology annotation, cellular component: cytoplasm. The record is from RefSeq and is a predicted model, not a curated record. Gene Ontology annotation, biological process: cell population proliferation; cerebral cortex development; mitotic spindle organization. The coding region runs from base 17 to 763 and encodes 248 amino acids. The transcript is spliced from 11 exons.